Manduca sexta (tobacco hornworm) is the source of this 1256-nucleotide messenger RNA. RefSeq names its product programmed cell death protein 2 (gene Zfrp8). The record is from RefSeq and is a predicted model, not a curated record. Gene Ontology annotation, cellular component: cytoplasm; nucleus. Lineage: Eukaryota; Metazoa; Arthropoda; Insecta; Lepidoptera; Sphingidae. Bases 149 to 1237 code for a protein of 362 amino acids. The transcript is spliced from 6 exons.
CCUCAAGGGCCCUGGCAACACUGGUAGCCACAAUCUAAAAUUGAAUUUGAUUGAAUUUAACCUAACAAAGUACAACAUAUUUUAUAGUAAUCAUUUUAAAACUAAGAAUCGGUAUACGCUACAAUUAUUGCUUGGAUUUUUAUUUUACAUGAAUAAUUCAAUAGACCAAAAAAACAUGUCCAACAAAGUAGACAUUGGAAUAUUAGAAGAAAAAUCAAAUUGGCUGUUGCAUCCAAGAUUUUUUCCGAGUAAAAUUGGAGGUAAACCAGCGUGGUUGAAUUUAAAAGAUUUACCGAAACCAGAAGAAGUCAGUUGUAAGAAAUGCCAAGAACCUUUGGUGUUUUUGUGUCAGGUUUAUGCACCAUAUGAAGAAUCUGAUGACUGUUUUCACCGAACAUUAUUUGUAUUUGUGUGUAGAAAUGGUGGAUGUUGUGGAACCAAUACGGCAGAUAAUUUUUUAGUAAUGCGUUGCCAAUUACCACGAAAAAAUGAUUUUUAUUCAUAUGAGCCAUAUGAAGAAUGUGAAAAUGAGAAAUUUGCAAUGGAUAAAUGGACCAAACUAUGUGAAAUUUGUGGCAUAAAAGCACCAUCACAUUGUUCAAAGUGUAAACAAACUUAUUAUUGCAGUCGAAAACAUCAAAUUCUUGAUUGGCAAAAAGGCCACAAAGAAAACUGUCCAAAGGUAUCCCGAUCUAGUAUUUGCAGUGACAAUUACUUCAAAGUAACCGAGGCUGCAAAAUCUCUUCUGUUCAGAGAAUGGGAGCUGAUCGUGGACGAGGAAGAUGAGGGAGAUGACAAAAAUGUAGAUGUUAAUGUAGAAAUGGAUAAGCUAAGAAAGCUGAUGCAGGAAAAACGGGCUGGUACACUCAGUGACAUAAGUGAUAAUGAAUUGGAACAGUAUACACAAACACUGCCAGAAGAUAAAGUGUUUAACAAGUUCAGUAAAAGAGUUGCACGCCACCCAGAUCAAGUGUUGAGAUAUGAAAGAGGAGGUUGUCCAUUGUGGAUCACAAGCAAUGAGGGAAGUGUCAUCCAUGUUCCAAAAUGUCAAUAUUGCAAUGAAGAUAGACAAUUUGAAUUUCAAAUUAUGCCACAGCUCUUAAACUUCAUUGAUGUGGGUAUAGAUUUUAACAGCAUUGAUUGGGGUGUGUUGGCUGUAUACACAUGCAGGGCAAGCUGUAAUGAGGGUCCGGCUUAUAAACAAGAAUUUAUGAUUAAGCAAGAUUUGUUAAAAUAAAAUGUUAUUUGUUAAAAUA